Molecule: messenger RNA, 1707 nt
Organism: Rosa chinensis
Lineage: Eukaryota; Viridiplantae; Streptophyta; Magnoliopsida; Rosales; Rosaceae
Product: F-box/LRR-repeat protein At3g59190
Exons: 6
Coding region: 120-1574 (484 amino acids)
Molecular function (GO): protein binding
Source: RefSeq, a predicted model, not a curated record
UCCUUCUACUGCUGUGUUUGUGUUUCUCAGCAACCAAACUAUGCAAACCAUUUCAGUGCUCUGAAAUCAGAACAGGGCAAUUUGAUCCACUAUUCAUAACCCCAUUUCAGAGUGGUAAAAUGGCUUCAAAAUCAAAGCUUCAAAAAUCAAGCAUUGAAGAUAGGAUUAGUGGGUGGCCGGAUGCAAUUCUUUGCCAUAUACUUUCCUGUUGUACUACAAGAGAGGCUGUGCAGACCAGUGUUUUAUCACGUAGAUGGAAGAAUGUGUGGGCUUCUGUUCCCAGUUUAGAUUUGGAUGAACAAAAAUAUCACCUGGAUUAUGUUAAUCGUACUUUACCGAGGCCACUAAGAUACGUCUUGAGUAGUUUUCCGCAGUUUGUGAAUCGUCUACUUUUGUUUCGUAGCCCCAUAAACAUUCAUAGACUCCAUCUUAAGACUACUAUGACGUCUGAUGCUUCUCUUAUUAAUGCUUGGAUUUCCACUGCCGUAAAGCAUAAUGUUGUGGAACUUGAUCUUUGUGUGGAGACACCUACAGAGCCACAUUUUGAGAUCCCCAAAAGCGUUUUUUUGUGCAACACAUUGGUGAGUUUAAAGCUGUGGCUGUCCCAAGAUGUUAGUGCUGUUACUCCUAGCGCAAAAUGUUUCCCGUGUCUCAAGUUCCUCCAUGUUACAGUUUGGUGUCCUGAUUCUGACUCGAUGGAGAAGCUCUUUUCUUGUUGCCCUGCACUUGAACAUUUGAUUAUAGAUGGACAAGUUGACGACGUUUUGGCUUAUAAUAUCAAUAUCUCUGGACCUAAGCUGAAAAGACUGCAAAUUGGCUUCAUUGUCCAUAAGUUUGAUACAAGAUCUAGUAAUGUUGUAAAUUAUGUGUGCCAAAUAUUCGUUAAUGCCGAUGCUCCAUACCUUGAAGAGUUGGAUAUAUACUAUGACUUUUUGGUGAGCUAUUCUUUGACGGAUGCCAAAUCUAUGAGGAAAGCCAAGAUAGAUUUCUUAGAUGUGGACGAGCUUGACAACCUUCAUUGUUUCCUUGGCCUUGCUGAUCGUGUGCGCAGGCUCUUUGCAGAAAUUUUUAAUGUUAAAUAUCUGUCAGUUUCAGCUGCAAUCUUGGGGGCUCUUGGCAUUAAAGGUCAACAUCUUUUGCCUACCUUUAAUAAUUUGAAGCACUUGGAGCUACAACUUCAAACGUGUUGCUGUUUGCAAUCACUGCCAACUUUGCUCAAGCUAUCACCGAAUUUGGAACAUCUUGUGUUUGAAAAUAACACCAAAUUUUGUGCUGAUGACAAUGAGGAUGAGUUUGUACAUGAAUGGGAUGCGCCAGAGUUUGUACCUGUUUGUUUGUUUUCACACCUCAAGACUAUUUGCCUACGGGAGUUCAAGGGGUGUCCAAAUGAGAUGGAAGUGGCAAAGUACCUGGUGAAGCACGGCAAGGCUUUGAAUAAGGUGACUAUUUAUACUCGCUUUUGUGAAGAAAAAGAGAUGAAGUUACAGCCUCCAAUUGCCUCCUUGUGCUUGGAAGUUUCCAAGUUCCCUAGGGGUUCAAAGACUUGUGAAAUUGGUUUUCUGACUUUUACCUAGAUCCUCUAUUUGGGAACAUACGAGACUACUUGGUGAAGCACAGAAAGGCCUUGAUUAAGGUGACUGUUUAUACUUGCUUUUGUGACAAUGAAGAGUUGAAGUUACAGGCUCCUGUGACAAUCAGAACAUUCAA